AUGGUGGGGCCCGAUUGGCGAGUGGGCGCGUGGACAUUCGUCUCGAUUCCGGCUGGCACCGUCGGGUGGGGUUGUCUGAUUAUUUUCGGAGCGCCAGACGACGGUGGGGACAUGCUCCGGACCAUCAUCGUCGCCAUCGGCGGAGGCUUAGCCCUGGUGACCAUGGCGUUUUACCUGAGCACCGCCUGCACCGACCCUGGCAUCGUCUUCAAGCACACGGCCACCCCGGUUAGAGGGACCCCGGCUGCCGGACAUGGACCGAGGGGUAGCGGCGGCAGAAGCGCACUCUUGGCAUUAUCGGCUGGCGCUGGCACCCCAGUGCCUACUGGUGGUGGUGGUGGUGAUGUUGCAACGGGGGGAAAGGGUGGAGCGGCGGUGGCGGUGGCCGGAGGGGGGGCGGAAGAAGGGAAGGAGGCGCAAGGGGCGGGGGCGACUUGGGGCACCGAGGACGUGGAGGCCCAACAGAUUCUCGACAUCCUAACGGAUGACUACCGGGAGGGGGCGAAGUCUCACGAGGUGGCGACUGUCGCUGCUGCGGAGGAAGGGCUGCCGCCCGAAGACUGCGCCGCCGCGGCCGAUGCCGGUUCGAAAGCUGUAGCAGAUAUGCGAAACGUCCCGCCGCCGGAGGAGGCGGCGGCCUCUUCUGCUCCGCGCCAGCGCGGCGCAACGGUGGGAGGGGGCGACAGCGCCACCAUAUGCGGACGGUGCCAGAUAGAGCGACCACCCGGGGCUGUCCAUUGCACCCUCUGCGGCGUCUGCGUGCAGAAGCUGGAUCACCAUUGCCCUUUCAUGGGGCAAUGCGUCGGCAGGAAAACCCUCGUCCCGUUCUACUUGUUCGUGGUAUCCGUCUGGUUUCUUAUUGUCUACGUUUUGCUCGCCGUAGCUUAUCUUGUUGUCGCAGUCGUGUACAAUGGGUUGUAGCCCCCCCCGCAGUCACGACUCGGUUCGUGCCGCGAGUUGGCAUGACCUUUCCUUUAUCGGCAGGACUAUUGAGGGCGGGUCCGGGGCGUGCUGCAGAGCGCGAAGAAUGUGCCUGAUGAUGAUUUAUCUUUGGAAGUCGUGUCUGGAGGCCAUACGUUCGACAUCGCUAGUCUUGGUAGACGGACCGCUGCCUGUAGCUUUGGAUACCCCCCCCCCGGUUUUCUGUGUUUUUUGCAGUUUGCUACUCCCCACCCGCGAAUGCUGUAGUCAGUCCCGUUCAGGGGCAUCGCGGGUUGUGUCCUCUUUUUGUUUCCCCCCAUUUAGUGUUGUGACGGACCAGGUUGCUGACAAGAUGAGACGCCGAAACAAGAUGUUGGAAUAGCUGCUGGAGUUGUAGUGUUGCUGGUAUUUUUGGUUGUGAUGUUGG
Messenger RNA from Ectocarpus siliculosus, 1348 nucleotides. NCBI's taxonomy places the organism in Eukaryota, Phaeophyceae, Ectocarpales, Ectocarpaceae. The record is from the annotation of a GenBank genome assembly.